Betta splendens (Siamese fighting fish) is the source of this 6033-nucleotide messenger RNA. RefSeq names its product acyl-coenzyme A thioesterase 6-like. The transcript has 4 exons. The record is from RefSeq and is a predicted model, not a curated record. The coding region runs from base 144 to 1397 and encodes 417 amino acids. Gene Ontology annotation, biological process: fatty acid metabolic process; acyl-CoA metabolic process. NCBI's taxonomy places the organism in Eukaryota, Metazoa, Chordata, Actinopteri, Anabantiformes, Osphronemidae. Gene Ontology annotation, molecular function: fatty acyl-CoA hydrolase activity.
GAAGGAGACAUCCAUGGUGAACUGCUCUUUGACUCUUUGUUGCAAUAACAUCAUUUUAUUUCAAACACCCUCUCAACCACAUUCUGGCCAGAUGGAAGCAGGUUCACCCACCUGGACAGAGAGGAUCCCAACUGGAGCUGGAGAUGUCCUCACAGAUCCGACUGAGGCUGCUGCCUGGUGUCAGGUGCUUGUUCGAUGAGCCGAUUCAGGUGAAAGUGGCUGGACUGAGGCCGAGGCAGGUGGUUUCGUUGAGAGCCAGGGCGAAGGAUGAGGGAGGACUUGAGUUCAGGUCCUCGGCCACCUACAAGGCAGACGGGAGUGGGUUCAUCCACCUGGACAGAGACCCCUCACUCGGCGGAAGCUACGUAGGGGUUGAACCCAUGGGGCUGCUGUGGUCACUGAAGACAAACAGCUUGCACAGAAGAUUUAAGUUGGAUAGUUCACUAAAGCCUUUUGUGGUGAAGUUCUCUGUGCAUGAAGGUGAGGGAGAAGGCAGGAUGCUGGCGGAGGCGUCCAAUGAACGGUUCAUGAUUGGAGAAGGAGUCAGCAGAGUCCCACUGAAGGAUGGGAGCUUUGAUGGAGUCCUGUUUACUCCUCCAGGAAAAGGUCCGUUCCCUGCUGUGUUGGAUCUGUCAAGCUACACAUUUGAGAGAAGAGCCUCUCUGCUGGCCAACAAAGGCUUUGUGGUUUUGGCUUUACCUGUAAUGACUGUCAAGGAUCAAAGAGUAAUUGAGAUGCAUCUGGACCACUUUGAGGAAGCUGUGAAGUUUCUACUACAACAGCCGAAGGUGGGAAGUAAAGGAGUCGGCAUUAUAUCACACUCAAAGACAUCAGAUGUUGCUGCUUCACUUGCUACUUUUGUGUCAGGAAUUGAGGCUGUAGUUAUGAUCAAUAGUUGCUGCGCCAACACGAUUUUACCCCUCUACUAUAAAGGACAGCAUGUCCUCCCUGGCUUAAUGUUUGACAUGGAGAAGAUGCCUGUCUUGGAGUCGGGUGCUGGAGUCAGCAAGUAUGUCUUCAACAAUCCCCUGGCAGAGGAGAACAAGUCCACUCUGAUCCCCAUCGAACGAGCCAAAGCUCGAUUCCUCUUUGUGGCUGCAGAGGACGACCUCAGCUUGGACAGCAAGACGUACAUGGACAUUCUAGUGGAGAGAAUGAAGCAUCAUGGGAAAAAGAACUUUGAGUGUGUGAGCUACCCUGGAGCAGGACACAUGUUGGAGCCGCCCUACGGAGCUCACUAUGCUUCUAGCUAUCACAGGGCUUUCAACAGGCUCGUCCUGUGGGGGGGUGAACCAAGGAUGCACGCAGCUGCUGAAGUCCACCUGUGGAAGAAGGUUCAGGAGUUCUUCAGAUCCCACCUGAGCUGUGGAGAUCUGCAGACUAAACCCAAAUUAUAAUUAUAUAAGCUGGAUGAUCUAGCUGUUGCGGUCUGUCACCACUGAUAUAAAUAUUAAUUAAAUAUCCAAACAUUACUUUUUAAAGUGUGUUAAAAGGAUCGAAGAAGUUCAGCCGAGCGAAGAAAUGAAAACCUCAUUAAAAGCCUGAAUAAGGCCAACUACACACUAGAAUAAGCAAGACGUCAAAACAUGCUUCUCAUGAUGUUUCUUAGUAAGUUAAUAAAGUAUACAAAAAUGAAACUUUUUUUUGUUUUCUGAUUCAUCUAUCCAUCCAUUUUCAACCACUUUAUUCUCAGACGGGUCGCGGGGGCAGCAGUCUAAGCUAAUUCCAGACUUCCCUCUCUCCGGACAUUUCCCCUAGCUCUUCCGGUGAGACCCCAAGAUGUUCCCAGGCCAGUCGAAAGACAUAGUCCCUUCAGCGUGUCUUGGGUCUUCCCCGGGGCCUCCUACGGGUGGGACAUGCCCGGAACACCUCCCCAGGGAGGCAUCCAGGAGGCAUCAGAACCAGAUGCCAAGCCACCUCAGCUGGCUCCUCUCCAUGUGGCGGAGCAGCGACUGUACUCUGAGCUACUCCUGGGUGACAGAACUACUUACCUUAACUCUAAGGGAGCGCCCAGCCACUCUACAGAGAAAGCUCAUUUCGGUCGCUUGUAUCCGUGAUCUUGCCCUUUUAGUCAUGACCCAAAGCUCAUGUGGUGUGGGUAUCAUGGUGAGGGUAGGAAGGUAGAUUGACCGGUAAAUUGAGAGCUUUGCCUUUCGGCUCAGCUCCUUCUUCACUACGAUGGACCGAUACACCGACUGCAUUACUGCAACCGCUGCACCGAUCUGUCUGUCAAUCUCACGUUCCCUCCUUCCCUCACUCGUGAACAAAACCCCAAGAUACUUGAACUCCUCCACUUGGGGCAGGAACUCUCCUCCAAACUGGAGAGAGCAAACCACCAUUUUCCGUUCGAGAACCAUGGCCUCAGAUUUAGAGGAACUGACUCUCAUCCCAGCUGCUUCACACUCAGCUGCAAACUGCCCCAGCGCACACUGGUGGUCCUGACCCGAUGAAGUCAACAGGACAAAAUCAUCUGCAGAGCAGACGGAGCCCGGACAGCCCUUAACAAAGAACCUUGGAUUCCAUACUCCCUGAGUACCCCUCACAGAAUGCUACGAGCUACACGGUCGAAUGCUUUCUUAAAAUGCACAAAACACAUGCAAACUGGUUUGGCAAACUCCCACAAACCCUGCUGAGGGUGUAAAACUGAUCCAGCAUUUAUCAUCUAUCCAUCCAUUUUCAACCACUUUAUUCUCAGACGGGUCGCGGGGGCAGCAGUCUAAGUUAAUUCCAGACUUCCCUCUCUCCGGACAUUUCCCCUAGCUCUUCCGGUGAGACCCCAAGAUGUUCCCAGGCCAGUCGAAAGACAUAGUCCCUUCAGCGUGUCUUGGGUCUUCCCCGGGGCCUCCUACGGGUGGGACAUGCCCGGAACACCUCCCCAGGGAGGCAUCCAGGAGGCAUCAGAACCAGAUGCCAAGCCACCUCAGCUGGCUCCUCUCCAUGUGGCGGAGCAGCGACUGUACUCUGAGCUACUCCUGGGUGACAGAACUACUUACCUUAUCUCUAAGGGAGCGCCCAGCCACUCUACAGAGAAAGCUCAUUUCGGUCGCUUGUAUCCGUGAUCUUGCCCUUUUAGUCAUGACCCAAAGCUCAUGUGGUGUGGGUAUCAUGGUGAGGGUAGGAAGGUAGAUUGACCGGUAAAUUGAGAGCUUUGCCUUUCGGCUCAGCUCCUUCUUCACUACGAUGGACCGAUACACCGACUGCAUUACUGCAACCGCUGCACCGAUCUGUCUGUCAAUCUCACGUUCCCUCCUUCCCUCACUCGUGAACAAAACCCCAAGAUACUUGAACUCCUCCACUUGGGGCAGGAACUCUCCUCCAAACUGGAGAGAGCAAACCACCAUUUUCCGUUCGAGAACCAUGGCCUCAGAUUUAGAGGAACUGACUCUUAUCCCAGCUGCUUCACACUCAGCUGCAAACUGCCCCAGCGCACACCGGUGGUCCUGACCCGAUGAAGUCAACAGGACAAAAUCAUCUGCAGAGCAGACGGAGCCCGGACAGCCCUUAACAAAGAACCUUGGAUUCCAUACUCCCUGAGUACCCCUCACAGAAUGCUACGAGCUACAUGGUCGAAUGCUUUCUUAAAAUGCACAAAACACAUGCAAACUGGUUUGGCAAACUCCCACAAACCCUGCUGAGGGUGUAAAACUGAUCCAGCAUUUUGUUGUCUAACAACAACGAAAUUUUUGGAGAAACAAAGUUGGAGGGCUAAAAUAGGCGAGGGUACUGAGAGAUGGCAAUUUGUUGAUUGGGUACAAGGACGCAGCACAGGUGAGGAAGGCGAGCCGCCGACUGUGGUGAGUCACACAUCACACCGCACCUGUACCCAUGACAUUUGCCGACGGACACUCUGAGAAAAUUGCGUUUUUGGUAGUAGAGUCUUGUUAUCACCCUGUCAUCUUAGGGCACACCUGGCAGAGGAGACACAACCCCACAUUGGACUGGAGGAGCGGAGAGGUGCGUGAAUAGGACCCAGACUGCCAGAACACGAUCGAGCCUGAAGAACCACAGAGGGUGACGUUUACAGAAGGAGGAGAGGAGGCAGAUCUUACUGGCGUUCCUAGGUGCUACCAUGAUCUCCGUUUGGUAUUUAACUAGGCUAAAGCCACAUCUCUCCCACCGCACAGGAAGCACCAUUGCGCUAUUAACUUGAGGCCAGGCGCGGCGUCACCCAAGGGAAGAGUGUUCCACCUGACACCAAAGGAACGAGUAGCCAUGAAGUAUUUGGACUCCUCACUCAUGUCAGGGAUCAUACGACCAUCCUCGUCACCCGCCAGAGCAGGAUUCUUCCCGCAUGCACAGUACACUCGAGGGCUUGAUGAGUAAACAGUGUUUAUUGUAUCGGCGUAGUCAGGCAGUCCAGGUAAUACACAGUGAGUCUCAAUUCUGCAAGUACAAAAGGAGCAGGCAAGAUCAGGUCCGGUAAACAGGCAGAGGUUCGAUUCACAGGUAAACUCGGCAGAGGUACAGGCUAGGGCUAGGCAAAACUCAAUGGUCAGACGGUCAGGAAAUUUACCACAAGAUCCAAGGCGAAGGUACAGACGAGGGUCAGGCAGGAGUCAGAGGUCAAUGACGGACGUGAUCAGAAAACUAGAUGACUAUACAAGAACGCUGGAAUGUGGUACUAAGACUCGACAAUCUGGCAGCUAAAGUGUGUAAGAGGUGGAGACUAUAUACUGGUGUCGAUUACUAAUUACGGACAGGUGUGGAUAAUGGGAACAGGUAAAGACAGAGAAACGGCUGAAAUGAGGUGUGAAUAGGAAGUCCUUUCAAAGUAAAACAGAAACUAGGACGUGACACUGCCGCUGUUAUCAUCCGCAUUUGAACUUCUUUCAGGAGCCACCUGUUUCAAUAAAUUGGACCUUCGCAAUGCGUACCAUUUGGUGCAAUUUGUAGCCAUAACUGAGAUGAUUAAAGAUAUCACCACUGCUAUGGAUAAUAAAAACAUACACUUGGGAUAUUUAUUGACUAGAAAACUAGAAAAGUGUGGGAUCAGGGGAUUGGUCCUUUUAGAUGGGUUUAUGUAUUAAAUGAGUUCAUUCACUGAGGGUUACCAGAUUUACUUUCAUCACACAAGUCAAAAUUACUUUUUGGAGGGUUUUAAAACAAUGAAUGAUCUUAUUUACUAUUACUUGUUAUUUGGAUGCAAACUCUACUUGGUCAAAUGAUGAUACUCAAUUUCAAUGUAUCAAAAUUUGAAAGAAAAUAUUGGAACAGGUUAACAGUAUAACAUUUACAGGAGCAAAAGUUCAUUUUUUUCAGAUUAUUACUUAAGGGGCCAUUUAUUGUAAAUCUAAAAACUCAGUUUACAGUACACGCACAACAAAAAUGGGUUAUAAUGGUAUUAAUAUUGUAAGGGUUAUUGUGUCAUUUUGGUAUUGGCAAUGGAUCAUGGUAUGGGAAGACAAAAUGUAAUAUUAAAGGAAGAUACUGUAAGAUAGUGGAGAGACUGAAGCAUCAUGGGAAGAAGAACUUUGAGUGUGUGAGCUACCCUGGAGCAGGACACAUGUUGGAGCCGCCCUAAGGAGCUUACUAUGCUUCUAGCUAUCACAGGUCUUUCAACAGGCUCGUCCUGUGGGGGGGUGAAUCAAGGAUGCACGCAGCUGCUGAAGUCCACCUGUGGAAGAGGUUCAGGAGUUCUUCAGAACCCACCUGAGCUGUGGAGAUCUGCAAAAUAAACCUAAAUUAUACACUGAAACUGGAUGAUGACUUCAGAACGGAUUGUAAGGAAUUAGUGAUGGUUGAGUGUUGAGAAAACUAAUGCUUUAAAAUUUGGGAAAAACUGAAGAACAGACUUAAUACAGUAAUAAAGAUGAUAAGGAUAUUGCGUAUCAGUUUGUGAAGUUUUAAACCAAAGACCUGUAAACCUGAGUCUGGAUUCAUGUGAACAGAUUAACAAACAUGAAAAAGCGUUAAAAAAAGUGUUAAUGUCUAAAAGUGUAAAUGAGUCUUCAGUUGAUAACUUGCUGAUGUCCAGUGAAGGAAAACACGUAAAGACUUCAGUGAGUAAAAGAAAAUAAAACCAACAGUUGAUUU